UAAUAAGGGAAGCACUUGUGGAAGACGGCGACAGACAACGCUUCCAUGUAGAUUCCUCGUUGACUGUUAGAACAUGAAUAUGCAUGGCCUAUAUAUUUCGGCCUAGCUUGAGAAUGAAGACGUGGAACCAAUUCGUAUAAAAAAGAAGACCGGAGAAGAUGAUGGGUGAGGGGAGCCAGGGGCGGACCGUGGGCUGGGCCGGGGUUGGCUCCAGCCCGGGUCAAAAUUUUGUAGUCCAUUGAGUAUAUAUAUGUGUUAAAUAGCCCAGCCCAGGUGGAAAUAAAAUGUAGCCCUGUUAUACUUAUAACCCAGCCCAUAUAUGAUAUAUCCAGCCCAUAUGAACAAACUUAAUCAAACUAAAACACAGCCCAUCCCUUUAAACAAAUUCAAGGCUUACGAUUGAAUUAAAAAUUUUAAAACUAAACCCCCUGCAACUUAAAAAUUUUAAAACUAAACCCCCUGCAACUGUACUUCACGUCUUCACCUCACUGAAAUUAGGUCACUCGCUCAGCUCACUCGCUUUCCAGUCUCGGCUCUCCGUCUCUUCAUCAAUUAUGAGUCAAGAUCGAAAAAGAAAGACAUUAUUCUCCUAUUUUCCCACUUCUAGUGCUACACCGGCUCCGACUCCGACUCCUUUUGAAUAUCCCCGGUAGGUUUAGAAUCCUGGGUCCGCCCCUGAGGGGAGCUACAUGGCGCCAGAAGCGCCUGUGGUGGGGAACCAGUUCAUGGCUCCAUGCUCAGUUGAUCUAACAAUUGUGCCCAAGAUGAUGACUAUUUCAGCAUGUACCUUUGUUGUCAUGGAUGCUAAUGAUAACAUCGUCUUCAAAGUCGGCAAAUUCAUGAGCCCUCUUGCUCCCCGUAUUUUGCUUGAUGCUGCUGCUACUCCCAUUGUAUCAUUCCACAAAAAGUCCAUGAGUCUGCAUAGUACAAGGAAAGUAUACAGAGGAGAUAGCAAGGACUCGAGAGAUUUACUUUUCACCGUAAAGAAGUCAUUAUUCAACACUACCCUGAAUGUCUUCUUGGCAUCUAAUACUAAGAAAGAGCACUGUGACUUCAAAAUCAGAGGCAACUGGUCUGAGAAAUCAUGUACCAUUUAUUCCGGAACAUCUUCUAACGUCAUAGCCCAGAUGCAUCGGAGGCAUAGACUUGGUAGAACUGCGCUUGGAAAUGACCAAUUUGUAGUGACUGUGUUCCCGCAUGUUGAUUAUGCUUUCAUCAUCACCCUCAUUGUGAUUCUGGAAGAAAUCAGUGAACAAGGCCAAAUGAUUGGCCGCGCUGCUGGCUAAUUACUUUAUGAUAUGUUUCCAACACAUAUAUGCUGUACUUGUACUUCCCUUUCUGGGCUUAUUAGAUGAUAGUAUUCCCUUUCACUUGAAAGCAUAUAUCCAGUACUCAGUAGUAGUAACUGCUGUUACACAUCUUACAUUU
Daucus carota subsp. sativus is the source of this 1428-nucleotide messenger RNA. Its product is annotated as protein LURP-one-related 15-like. The record is from RefSeq and is a predicted model, not a curated record. Bases 690 to 1286 code for a protein of 198 amino acids. The transcript is spliced from 5 exons. NCBI's taxonomy places the organism in Eukaryota, Viridiplantae, Streptophyta, Magnoliopsida, Apiales, Apiaceae.